Molecule: messenger RNA, 1168 nt
Organism: Notothenia coriiceps (black rockcod)
Lineage: Eukaryota; Metazoa; Chordata; Actinopteri; Perciformes; Nototheniidae
Exons: 2
Source: RefSeq, a predicted model, not a curated record
ACGACAUCAUUUCGACAUUUUUACCCGGAUGUAAACGGCAAAAGUGUAUUUAAGAGCUCUCGAAAACGAUAAGGGAAGCUGGGCGAUUAAAAACAUAAAAGGAAAUUAACUUUAUCUCGUUGAAGUUGAAGGGAAACAGCGACGAGAACAUUAAUAAACGAUGAGCGAUUCCCUCCAGUAUGCCUCAGUGAUCAUCAAAGAAGAAUUCGGUGUUUGACAUGCAGUCAAAAGUCCUUUCUGCAUAUAUAUAAACAACAGCUGACAGGUGAAAAACUAAUGACGUCACUACCCUCAUGUGUUUUUAUCAUGUAGACAGAGACAGACUUCAAGAAAAAGUAAAGUGACAAGGGGCUAGACGAGGAGAUCCCUCUCACUCACACAGGUCACGAUGCCAGACGAGUCGCAAGGUUUUACGGACAAGAGCAGAACUGGAGAAGACGAAGCGCCAAAAGUGGCUUUAGUGCCAGACUUUGCGGUAAAGUCUAUCGAUGGAGAGGGGAAAAACAUCGGAGGUAACAUCAUGGAGCUGGACGACUUCAGUAAAACAAAAGACGGAUUAAGCAGUGACACUUUGAAAGGGAAUGACGGCGCGUUCAAUAAAAGCAAAUCUCCUGUUUCCGUCGAGGUCGGUGUGGCUAAAAAAGAGCAGAGCCCUGAACCUCUGGAAUCUUUGAUGAAGGGAACAACAACAACAGAUCACGCUAACCUGGUCAACUCUUCCUCUGAUAGGCAACAAGUCGUAGAAAAUAGCACAAAAUCCAACGUUGGCAAAGAGAUAUCGGAGCUCGAUGGAUUCGAAAAGACAAAUCAAACCUCUCCUGUCAAAAUCUCCGCAGACAGCGUUAAAAACAGCAACAGAAGUCCGGAUGAUGAUCGAGGCAUUUUUAAAACAGACUCUUCUUUGAGUGGCAGUUCACCAACAACGCCAUUCAAACUCCCACAAACACGGGACAGCAUCGACGUCAGGUGGGACGACGAGGACAGAGGAGAAGACAAGAAAAGCACCCGGUCGAGGCAGAGUGUGAAGGAGGGGGUGUGCUGCUGCUAUCAGGCGUUUCACAGGGCCUUCCUGCAGUGUGUGGAGGAAACUCCCGCCAUGCUGACCGGUCUGGUGCUGUCCUUGGCUUUCUGCGUGGCCCUCAUCGUCCUGAUCCCCUCCACAGGAAGG